AUGCCUUCUCAACGGCGUGUGCGACUGCUAGUCGUCGCGGUUAUCGCGAUGCUAGUCCUGACAUUUUAUUACUCGGGCGAAGCGAGCAAAAUACAGAACCAGAAGUUCUACCGAUCCACGCUGGAGGCCAUGCGGGCCAAGGAAGAGGCGAAGCAUACGAAACCGAAGGAUAAGAUCCAAGAUACCGUCGUCAAGCCCGGUGCUGGCGCUGUAGGUGCGCAGGUUGGUAGCGCGGAUGUCGAGCGACCGGCCGUGCCUGUGGCGAAGGUCUCGGAGAGCAAGAGUGAGGAGAUGGAGGAGAUUCCUAUUGCGGGGCGGACGAAGAUGACUGUGCCGAAGGUUAAGGGUGUUCAGGAUUCGUCUUUGAAUACUGGGGGUUCGGAUGAGAAGAAGACGGAGGAGAAGGAGGAAGAGACAACCGAGCAGUUGGAUGCGAAGAGCGAGUUGAACUCGAUUUUGAAGAGAGCUCCAGUCAUUAUUUUCUCUAAAUCCUAUUGUCCGCACAGCAAGAGAGCCAAGAAUAUCUUGCUGGGCCACUACGAUAUCACACCGGCGCCUUUCGUCGUCGAGCUCGACCAGCACCCGAUCGGACCGGCACUCCAACAACUUCUGAGGGAGAAUACAGGGCGGGGUACUGUUCCCAAUGUAUUGGUGAAUGGAAAGAGUAUUGGAGGUGGAGAUGAUGUGGCUGCCCUGGAUCAGAGCGACGAGCUGGCAUCGAAGCUACGGCAAUUGGGUGGGAAGUGGAUUUCAGAAGUCGUGCAUAAGACGCCGGAAUCUGUAUAA
This is a messenger RNA of Penicillium cataractarum, 786 nucleotides long. RefSeq names its product glutaredoxin. The coding region runs from base 1 to 786 and encodes 261 amino acids. The record is from RefSeq and is a predicted model, not a curated record. Gene Ontology annotation, cellular component: fungal-type vacuole; Golgi lumen; cis-Golgi network. Gene Ontology annotation, biological process: cellular response to oxidative stress. Gene Ontology annotation, molecular function: glutathione disulfide oxidoreductase activity. Lineage: Eukaryota; Fungi; Ascomycota; Eurotiomycetes; Eurotiales; Aspergillaceae. The transcript is spliced from 3 exons.